AUGAGCAUCACCGUCGGGGUUCUCGCCUUACAAGGCGCUUUCUACGAGCAUGUCCAGCUGCUGAAACAGGCAGCGACCGAUCUGGCCUCCUCGUCGCAAUGGGAGUUCAUCGAAGUGCGAACCCCGCCGGAGUUGGAGCGAUGCGACGCUCUGAUCCUGCCUGGUGGCGAGAGCACCACCAUGUCUCUGGUCGCCGCCCGGUCGAAUCUCUUGGAGCCGUUGAGAGAGUUUGUGAAGGUUCAUCGCAAACCCACUUGGGGCACCUGCGCCGGUCUGAUCCUGCUCGCCGAGUCUGCUAAUCGGACGAAGAAAGGUGGUCAGGAACUGAUCGGGGGUCUUGACGUGCGCGUGAAUCGGAACCACUUCGGCCGGCAGACGGAGAGUUUCCAGGCGCCGUUGGAUCUCCCGUUCUUGGACCCUUCGGGCCCCCAAUCCUCUUUCCCGGCCGUCUUCAUCCGUGCGCCGGUGGUAGAGAAGAUUUUACCGCACCAGGAAGGCGUUCAGGUGGACGAAAUCGAGCGAGACGAAACGGUGGUAGCGCCUUCGAAGCACGCCAAGGAUGCCGCAGCCCGAGACGCAGUGGCCACUGAUGUUGAGAUACUGGCUACUCUCCCGGGCAGAGCUGCCAAGUUGGCCAGCGAGGGCAGAAACAUCGACGCAGAAAAGGAAGCCGGGGAUAUCAUUGCUGUCCGACAGGGCAACGUCUUUGGAACAAGCUUCCACCCCGAGCUGACCGGCGAUGCCAGGAUUCAUUCAUGGUGGCUGCGCCAAGUGGAGGAUUCCAUCCGGCGACGACACAAAUUAGAACAGUGCUGA
Messenger RNA from Aspergillus affinis, 816 nucleotides. RefSeq names its product pyridoxal 5'-phosphate synthase subunit PdxT. The record is from RefSeq and is a predicted model, not a curated record. Gene Ontology annotation, cellular component: cytosol; glutaminase complex. NCBI's taxonomy places the organism in Eukaryota, Fungi, Ascomycota, Eurotiomycetes, Eurotiales, Aspergillaceae. The transcript has 2 exons. Gene Ontology annotation, molecular function: glutaminase activity. The coding region runs from base 1 to 816 and encodes 271 amino acids. Gene Ontology annotation, biological process: pyridoxal 5'-phosphate biosynthetic process; pyridoxine metabolic process.